CGGCGGCCUCCGACCGGCGCGCACGUGUGUUCCGCGAGUGCAGUGAUUAGUGCGAUGCCCGCCCGCGCGCUGGCCCUCCUCGCCGCCGCGGCCCUGGCGCUCGCGGCCUCCCCGCCCGACCCCUGCUACGAGGACGGCCACCCUCGCCGCUGCAUCCCCGACUUCGUCAACGCCGCCUUCGGGGCCCCUGUCGUUGCUUCUUCCGUUUGCGGCCGCCGGAGCCCCGAGCGUCUUUGCGACCCACCUGGCGACCAGCCUCCCGAUACCGCCUGCCAUGUGUGCGAUACCGCCAGACCCGACCGUCGCCAACCACCGCAACACCUCACCGAUCUAAACAACCCCAACGACGUCACAUGUUGGCGCUCCUCCGCUCUCCCGACCGCUUCCUACGAUUCACCACCCGACAACGUAUCCCUGACCCUCUCCUUGGGCAAGAAGUACGAGCUGACCUACGUCAGUCUCCAGUUCUGCCCGAAGGCGGCUCGGCCCGAUUCCGUCGCGAUAUACAAGAGUGCAGAUUACGGCGUCACUUGGCAACCUUUCCAGUUCUACUCCAGCCAGUGUCGAAGAGUUUAUGGAAGACCAAACAAAGCCACGGUGACGGCGGCUAACGAGCAGGAGGCCAGAUGCUCGGAUUCGCAUCGCCUGGCUGGAGAGAACGCAGCUGGUUCUCGAUUGGCGUUCAGCACCCUGGAAGGUCGUCCGAGUGCCGCGAACUUUGACGUGUCGCCAGUGUUGCAAGAUUGGGUGACGGCUACUGAUGUGAGGGUGGUGUUCAAUCGGUUGCAUAUGGUGAACGAGGGAGAUGAGAUCGAUCCGAAGAAACAGGCGGCCCCGGGUACGCAGCACUACGCUGUUUCGGACUUCGCAGUGGGCGGUAGAUGCAAGUGCAACGGGCACGCUUCUCGGUGCGUGAUGCAGCAGGAGGGUGCUACGCAACAGCUGGUCUGCGACUGCAAGCAUAACACCGCUGGCCGCGACUGCGAGCGCUGCAAGCCAUUCCAUUUCGACAGACCCUGGGGACGCGCCACCGUCAGAGACGCCAACGAAUGCAAAGAAUGCAACUGCAACGGCCAUGCCCGCCGGUGCCGCUUCAACAUGGAACUGUACAAGAUGUCCGGCCGCGAGUCCGGCGGCGUCUGCAUCAAGUGCCGCCACUACACUGCCGGGCGGCACUGCCACUACUGCCGCGAGGGAUACUACCGGGACCCAACCAAACCUAUCUCACACAAAAAGGCGUGCAAACCUUGCGACUGCCACCCGGUGGGCGCUAGUGGCAAGAUCUGCAACCAGACGAGCGGGCAGUGCCCGUGCAAGGACGGCGUCACCGGCACCACCUGCAAUCGCUGCGCUAAAGGCUACCAGCAGUCCAGGAGUCACAUCGCACCAUGUAUACGUAUCCCGCGCGUGGUGACCGCGGUGCAGGCGAUGGAGGCGGUGGACGGGGAGCCGGGCCGCGCGGCGGAUCAGUGCGGACGGUGCCGCGCAGGCGCACGCACUCUAAAUCUCAACAAGUUCUGCAGCCGAGAUUACGUCAUAAUGGGCAGGCUGGUAGGGCGCGAGGCGGGCGCCGCGGACGAGUGGGUGCGUCUGUCGCUGAGCGUGCAGGCGGUGUACAAGCGGGGCCCGCGCUCGCGCCUGCGCCGCGGCACCACCGCGCUCUACGUGCGCCCGCGCGACCUCGCCUGCAAGUGCCCUAAGCUCAAGAUCAACAAAUCGUACCUAAUCCUAGGAGUGGAAAAGGAAGGCUACUCGUCAGGCCUGCCUGGUCUGACAGUGGGGGACAGGACCUUACUUCUGGAGUGGCGCGACGACUGGCAUCGACGCAUACGCCGGCUACAGCGCCGCGCCAUCAACUGCCACUAGCCGCCAUCUUGGAAAACAACGUCCGAUCGCACGGUGCGCGCGGGAAAUUUUCGCGCCAAAUAACUUGAACGACGCCAUAGACAAUCGGGCUUGCGCGCGAAGUAAAAUUACAUAUGCACGAGUCACAUACUACGAAAAUUGUAGUGCUCGAGUUAUUUGCCCGCAGGUAUUUAAACAGUCGACACGAUUCAAAAAACGAAAUUACGCGCAGCCGUGAGAGCAGCCGAUGGGUCCCAUACGUGUUCUUUGUUAUUCGACCGGUAUAUAAAAAUCCGUCUUCAUUCCGUGCAAAAAUAAUAAUAAUUAUGUGAAUCAAGAGUUGUCCGUUUUAACUGUUACUGCCAAUAUACGUGCUGUCUAUAUUAAAAUAAUAAAUCUCAUUAUUAAAGUUUUACUUACAUACUUAUAAAUAAUGUAACGUCACAAAUUAAUAAUUUUAUUAACUUAACACGUCUCGUUUUAUGCCAAAAAUGCAAUGGUUGUUCGUAAUAAUUUAUUAUGAAUUUCCCUUCCUAGGAUUUUAUUACAAAUAUUGUGUAUACAUGAUUAAUUAUUAUUUAUUUGAAUAGAUUAAUUACUCAUAGAUGACGAAGUGUUUCGUUCCAUUAAUUGCAUUUUAUGUGUAAGUGUUAUUUUUAGAUUGGGAAUGCGCAUGUUUAUAUUUGUUUUGUAAGUACCAUUAAUUUUCUCCGGUGACGCCACACGUGUUACAAGUGACAUCACCGAGUGUUUUGACAGAUGUUGGGUGUUGUGUCGAUGAUUGUACAAUUUAGAUAAACUAGGUCAUAACGUAGAUGGUUCAUCUCCACAGAGCAUAGUCACAAUGGUUUUAACAUACCUCAUUUAUUAAUAAAACUUUACUGUUAAGGGUUGCAGUAUAAUUUAUAAUUUUAAUAAAAAUAGUUUCUAGUGUUAGAUUUUCUACGUUUUACGCUAACCGGAAGGAGGAUUUGAAUAUAACAUUAUUAAACUUAACUGAAUCUCUCUAUUUUCGAAUAAUUUUGUAAGUUGAUCUUGCCAAAGUACCAUUGUCGCUAACUGUAGAGAAUAGGUACUUAAUUCUUUUCCUAUCUGCGAAAGAGGAAGUGCAUUUUUCUAGCAGAAUGCGUAGCCGAACUGGAAGUGUGUACAGUAUUAUUAGCUUUACUAAAUUGUAACGUUAUUUGUAAGUGUUUCGUUUUAAAAAAGUGUUCGACCUAUGCAACUCGGACGGGUAAUCAUUGGCAAUUGCACUAUCAAUAUCAAUCAUGUUGUCUCGCUCGGGUACAGUUAGGUGCACAAUGCUUAAUCAAAUUGGUGCACGCUCGUAUGAUUUACUGCCCAUUCACCCGCAAUCAUCGGUAAUACCAGAUACGUCAACUGGACACGAGAUGACAUGGUAAAUUGUCGAAAUGUUUAUUUAUUGCUGUUUUAACUAUAGAUGAGAAAUGUGGUAAUAAACUCUAGCAUAUUCAGUGCGGAACUCGUAUUUACCAAUCAACAACUUAUCACUUAUUAUAAGUAAUUCUACAUUUUCAAUUAAAUUUAUUGAUAAAUAUGUAUUUCGUGCUCUCUACCACUCAUUAUUUUUAUUAUAGACAAUCUGCUUUACUUACUAGUUUAUCCGAGUGAUCGCCGCUUUUUUAAAAUGAAACAAAAAAUCGUAUAGAGAUAAAAAUAAAAACCUAUUUAAAUAACUUAGGAAUUUCGCUUGAUCGUAAUACGGAUUGUAAAAAGUGUAUUUAGUUGUAGAAUCUAUCUAUUAACCUGUUUCUAGUUAUGCAUAUCUUUAGGUUUCGUAAUAAUUAUUAGUAGUUUCUAUAUCGAAUCGUUUUUUGUGCAUUUCAAACUUUAAUUGAUUGCAAAAUAUAUUUUAAUUUUUUAAAAGAAAAAUUAAAUUUAUAUUUUCGUUUAUAAACUAUCGUAGUUCUUUUGCAUUAGAAAUAAUAAGCUCUGCUUAGUUUAUGACUGAAUAGUUGUUGUGACUUUGUUGGAGUUUAUUAAUGUUAUAAUUUCGAAGUCGAGAAAAUAAAUAAUCACAAAAUUACUUACUGUCAGCUUAAUUUUCGUCAACGAGAAAUGGGUACAAUCAAUGCACUGAACAUAUUUUUAAAAGAACACCCAAACGUUGUGUUUCAAUUUAUUUAUAUACCUUAUUUCGUAAAAAAAAUGACACUUAAAUUAAUAUCGCAAAGUAAAAAAAUCUAUACUGCGUACUUUAUCCAAAUUAUUUGAUCUUUUAAUUCUUAAGAUCAAGAUUCUUUACAGCUUUUUUCUCAAACAUUUUCCAUAAAGUCCUCAAUCUUAGUUAGUGUAAAAAAUCUUUUUGAAUGCACAGAAAAUGAUUCAAACAAAAUAUAUCAUCAGAUCGUAAUAAUCAUAGUCAGUUUAUAUUUUAUUAAACAUGUGAAUAUUUUUUAUUAUGAUCGAACCAUACUUAAAGCGUCAUGUCGCAUUAAGUUAUUAUAAAUUUGCAUUUUUUUUAUCUAAUCAGUUUUUAAAGAUAUUCAACUAAAUUAACUGAAGGCUCUAACUUAAUUAAGCAUCCUUUUUAAUGUAAAAUUAAUUUUAUUUAGUUAAAUAAAACGCACAAAGAGGCCUAAUUGCUUCCAGCCAUUUGUUUCAUUUUGAGUAAAAAAUAUAACUUUCCUUUUCCUCGUGACAGUACUGUUUCACAAAAAUAAGUAUCAAUUAAUUCGAGCGAUAAAUAUAUUUUGUAGUGUAUAAUUAUUUAUAUUUGUAAGGGAUUUGUCAAUUGAGGCAUAUUUUUUCUGCCGAAUCAUAGACAACGGUGUUCCCUCGCCGGUUUGUCUUGUCUAUGGUUCCCGGAAAAACGCGUUGGUGGCGUAUUUGCUAUGAACUUGAUUGUGUUUUUAUGAUACCCUGCUCCUGUGAUGUAAUAAAUGUUAUUGGUUAUAUUUAUUUAAAAAUAAAAGUACAUUAAUAUACGGA
This is a messenger RNA of Chilo suppressalis (striped riceborer), 4797 nucleotides long. The record is from the annotation of a GenBank genome assembly. Lineage: Eukaryota; Metazoa; Arthropoda; Insecta; Lepidoptera; Crambidae.